AUGUUGGAAGACAGGAUAUCAAAACAGAAGAAUCGCUGCUGUUCGGGGAGCGAUCCGUCUCUAAAAGGAUGUGGCUCGAGUUAUCCACGAAAUUGGAACCAGAUUCCUUCAAAACCCUUGGACGAUAUCAAAACACUUGAUUUCACGGAGGACACGUUAAUGAAAAAGACUCAGCCGGAAUAUUGGUGGCGUCGAAACCUGUCUACAGCGGACUGUUUUAGAAACAUGUGCCUUAAAGAUCGCAGUAUUGCUGAUGUACGAAAUGAACUUACUGAAUAUCAGAUCAUUCGAGAACUACUUUGGUCUCUUCUUGGAGGGCGUGCUUCAUACAUUUUUCGCACACUUAGCGACCCAGACAAACUUCUCAGUAAUCGCUUUCUGCCUACCGACCGAGUCAGCUCAGCAACAAUUUCCGUUGAGUCCUUGGACUCCUUUUUAUCCCAUUUUGCUCGUUCAGCGAGUCAUGGAUUGGUUCUUCGAACCUUAAUAGAUUUCGUAUUUCACGGUGAUUCUAACUCAUUUCAUCCAUGUGUUCUGGCUUUUGCCGCCGGACUUAGCACCUACUUGGGUCAGUUGGAUCAGUUUUUGAAUGAUUUACUGCGCCAAUCUCGUGGCCCUUGUAGUUUCACUUUAGUAAACUUAUAUACGUGUUAUUUACCUUGGGGUCGACGCACCGGUAUACUGGCAGGACUUGUCAUGCAGGCUACUACAGGUCGCCUGAAUCAUUUACUCCACCCAACUGUCCAUAUCCAAAUACUGGAUGUUCUGUAUUAUGCCAUCACCACAUGCAGUGUGUGUACGGAAGAUGAAAUCUUUCUCGGUUUAUUGCAGUCUCUUUUCUUGCAAUCUUUUCAUCCCUUUCUCCAAACGACUGUCCAUCUUCUUUCCGGUGCAGCUUCCGUACCAGAGUAUUUGUAUAGCUUGUUUGCUGACCCCGAGGCCCAGCUGGAGCCGACUAAUCCAGACUACUGGUCCCAAGCUUUCACUUGGCACGAGACCGAAUACCAGUCGGACUUCAAACGUAUCCCUCAUUUGUUUCAUUCUGUGCUGCCUCAGCUAGUACGCAGUCUGAAGGCGCUGUGCAUGUUGAUUGCUCUGGUUAAUCACACGGGUGAAAAACAUUUCCUGAGCGAAAUUCUAAUGGAUCCAAUGGACAUCAUGAUUUUACUACAUAUACCAUCAGGUGAAGUUCCGAAAGCUUCUAUCAGUACACAACUGUUCGAUACCGAUAAUUCCGCACUCCAUGUCCUCUCCAACAGCCCUGAUAACGGUGAUGAUGAUGAUGAUUUUUCCGCUUUUCGCCGUGAGCUUAUUCAUUCAGUGACCCAUAUGGAACUACCAAUUCAUCACGAAACAAAAACCUUUGGUGCUUACGAUGCUGAGCUAAUGGAUUCGCUUAAAAAUAGUUUACACACAUUCAUCCGUUCACGGUGUUCUGACGUCAAUCGUUGUUUGGUAUCAAUGCUCCUCUCAUCCCCACGUGUCCCAAGCCCAACCUUUCAGAAUUUAGGUACCGCACUAGCCGCUGUCAGUUCAGUUUAUCUAUUUGGUGCUGGUGAUAGACUAAAUGAUUUUGCCCGAGAUCUUUUCCAACACAUUCGAUUAUUGGCACCUUGGUAUCGGGAUCAUGUGGGGUUGACAUUGCAACUGAGGAACCAACUGGAACAGAAGACAGCACCGGAAUUCCUGCGCUCUAUGCGCAAUGCAUUCGCAUUUCACCAAACACCGGAAUCGUUGAUCAUUCAUACGGAUGGAACUACACAACUUGUAUCGGAUCAGUUUCAACGGAUAUGUUUAUGUUUUAAUGCCGAGUGGCCGGCUACCAUCGUAUUAACUGAGGAAGUUUUGAAUACCUACAACGGUAUCUUUAUUUUCUUACUUCAAAUCAAAUACAUCAAGUGGAGCCUCGAAUCACUGCGGUUUUUCGAAAUUCAGUGGCUUUUCAAACUGGAUGCGGUAACUUACCAUCGAUUAUUGCUGCUUCGUUCAAGUAUGAUAUUCGUUUUCGCUGGAUUACAUGACUUUCUUGUGCAUCGCGUCGAGGGAUUUCGCAUGCACUUUAUCCAGUAUUGGAAUCUGCCGGAUGUCAUGCAAACUGAUCCGAUUUUCGAUCAUCGCAUUGAUCGACCGGGCGAUUUAUCCCAUCUUAUAGAUACACACCACUCUAUGCUUACAGGGCUCAAAGCAACCUGUUUAUUGACAUCCUCAUCAGCUAUUCUGCGCCGGGAACUGGAAACAGUGCUUCAGUUGGCUCUGGUUUUACAAUCUCUUUGGUCACUUAGUACUCAAGUUUCUGCACGUCCAUCGGAAAUAGUAUCCUUGCUCACAGAUUUGGCCCUCCUAAUGUCCUCACCCGUUGAGCGAGUACCCCUCGGUGAGUGCCCCGUGGCGUCCACACCAUUUCGCACACCCGGUCAGAAUGAUUCAGUCACCGUGAUUAAAUCAUCCAGUCCAAAUCAAGAUGACUCCCUAGCACCAUUGUCCCAAUUACGUACGACGCAUAAAAAACCCAGCAAGUCUGUGCGUCACAGCCUUGGUCACGUAACGCUGCGUACAGGUACUCCUCAGCGCCUUGUCUGGACCACUCAGCGCACCAGUCGGCUUUUCGAUCUGCUCACCAGACCGGCUCUCCUUUUCACGCCGAGUUUGGGAAUUCGUUUGGUAUUUGAUCACUUCGCUCAAGAUUCUUCGGAGCGGCGUUCCGGUCGCUUGUCAAUCAAGAAACGAAACUUACCCAUCGACCCGGAUCCGUGUCUAUUGUCCGUGGACGGUUUGGUGGAUUGCUUGUUUGCGAUCGGGAAUCUCGUUGACCAGGUGUACUACGACUGCGUAGACGGAGCAUCUCCGGAUCAAGAUGAUGACUUUGAGCGUUCUCCGACAAUUUUGGCUGCAAGCUAUUUUCGCAAACGACUCAAACCGGCCUUAUCCCGUCUGAGUGAGCUCCGCCUUCGUUUGUCGGAUUUCAAGCUGGGUGAAUGUAUUGGUCGGGGUGCAUGUGGCAUUGUGCGCGUCGUGCGUGAAGCCGCCCCGCCUCACUCCGUGUAUGCAAUGAAAUCGCAGUACAAAGGUGCUUGGCUUCAUCAUGAUCCAGAAGGUUCUCAGAUCAUGCUUGAAAGAACAGUGUUGGCUCAAGCGACGGCCAUUGAAAAUCCUUGGCUCCCUCAUCUACAUUACGCAUUUCAAGACGAAAAGCAACUCCAUUUGGUAAUGGACUACGAGCCGGGAGGUGAUCUGUACAUAUUCUUGAGCAAGGUUGGCCAUCUGUUGGAUGCCGAAAUGAUCCAGUUCUACGCAGCUGAAGCCAUCGAGGCGAUUCAUUCUCUGCACCAAAUGGGAUACAUUCAUUGUGAUUUAAAGCCCGAGAACUUUGCGAUCGAACGCAGUGGACACUUGAAACUGUUGGAUUUUGGAUCUGCUAUUCGCCUCGACGCCGAUGGCAGGUGUAUUUGUCCAACCAUGGUCGGGACAAAGGAGUAUCUGAACAUUGAAUUGCUCCGACAACGGGGCCGACAUAAUGAGGAGCCUCUGCUUGUCGGACCGGAAUAUGACUAUUGGGCAAUAGGUGUUCUUCUGUAUGAAUUGUUCUACGGCCAGACUCCAUUCUUUGACGAAGACGAUGAAGUAAUGAUGCAGAAAAUCAUGGAUUACAAGAAAAGCCUGAAAUUCCCUUCAGGCGUUGACAUUCCCGAUGAAGUGGUUCAGCUUAUUCGAUCUCUGAUCACUACACCAUCGAAACGAUUGACCUACGAGGGUGUGGUGCGUCAUUCGUUCUUCAAAAAUAUUGAUUUCAGUCGCCUCAGACAAACUCAGCCACCGUAUUUACCUCCUGUGGGAGAUCAAGACGAUGUGUCCAAUUUUUCCGGCGGAGGUGCCCGUACUCGGGACGAGGCUAUCCUAGAUGUAUCUACUAACGAAACUUUCUCACCCGUCCGAAUGAAAAAGUCAUGUCCGGGCUCCGUCUGUCGUUCCGUCAAUGAAGCGCGAAAUUCACCACGAAUUAGUCAACCACCAACAGAUCCGAGCGUAUCUCGCCCCGUAUUCGAGAUCAGUCCAGUUUUGGAUCCUGAAAAUCGCGAAAAUAUUGACCCAACCUGCCACACAGAAUCUCCAUCCCGACCAGCCAAAUCACCUGCCGAACUCACUGCCCGCGAGGUUAAAGAGCGCGCAAUACGCGAUGCUGCAGCUGUACCGGUGCAUGAGGAAAUAGAGGAAAUAGAAGACAUUGAAUGGCAUGGGUCAGAAUGUGUACGAAAUCUACCAUUUGUCGGUUACACAUUCACACCCGGUCUAGUGUUGUUGCGUAACUUUACCCGAGGACAAACGGCUGCUUCAGUAGCUGCUGGUCUGGGUACAUCCAUGAUGAUCACCGCUGGUACUCCUUUUCGAUCCGCCGCACCAAUGACUCGAGCCAAAUAUGGUGUCUCCAAAACGUCUGGAUGUUCGACUCCGACCAUUAUCAAUGCAUCAUCAGUUGAUCAAUCUGCUCGUGACCCUAUCAAAUUGACCGAAACAAAUGAUAAGGCGGAGUUGCUGAUCAAAUUGUCUUCUUUGGAACAACGAAACGAGCAGCUCGAGCGUCUGUUAGCACAACAGACUGAGCGAACAGAGUACCUACAAACUCAAAUAGCCAAAGUUUGGGAGACAGCCGGUGCAAUGAAUGACCUCAAGAACACUAUGGAUAAACUUCCUGAUUUCAUUUCAGACAAAACGGGGGCUACUUUCGAGCAGUUGUUGGACUGUAUCAAGCAAUUAAAUGAAAAGAAUACCAGUCUUCGAAGUGAAGUUGCAGUAUCUGAACGUUAUCGGUUGAUUGUGGAAAAGAUCCGUUUAGUUGUGUCUCGCCUAACCGGCCUACCAGAUGAUUUUGUGGAAACUGAUUUAACUGAUAUACUGCAACGUUUAUGUUUGAACAACGAGUUCAGUCAAGACGCGUCCACUCUGGCGACUUUUGGUCAGGAAGAUUCGGACCUCGCACGUGGCCUCAUCAACUUUAUCGUCAAACAACACCGCAUGACCACACAGCGUAUUGCUGACAGUCGUGCAGCAGUAGAAGUGGCAAACCGCGAGCUCAAAGAGGCAUGGGAAGCGUCCAAACAGCAAAUCGGCACAUUAGACGAUUUGAACCAAAAGCUCAUGGAUGCAAAACAAUAUCAGCGUGAAUUACGCAAUCGAUGUGUGGAGUACGAGGAUAAGUAUUUUGCUGCUCGCGACAAGCUGACUGAAGAAACGAAGCAAUGCUCAGAGUUUAAACAACAAAUACACGACUUGACUAUGAAAAAGGAAGCCACAGAAAGCCUACUGCGUGAAACCAAUUUGAAGCUAGACCGGCUGCAGAAUUCUCAAGAUCAUCUGAUCUUCGACUCGGCCAAAAUCAUCCUGUGUAGCUCGUUGGAUCACAGAGGUGCACAAGCCAUCACACCACGUCAAGGUGCAGUCCCAUCGAUCCGUGCCUCAACAUCUAGUCAACUGACAGGCAACGGUAAGCAGCCGCUGAGCACGAGCUCUGAUGACUUCCUUCCGGAAAUUAUGACUGAUCAUCUGAGAGCGGAACUGGAAACCACACGAAUGCAAGCACAUCUUGCGGAAAUUGAACGUUCCAAUGCUGAACAACGCGAGGCUCAACUCCGAGAACAAAUCGUGGAUUUAGAACACCAGUUGAGUAGCAGUCGACACGAUGGUUCUCUGCUUCGGGAUCGCUAUGAGAAACUGAAAGAAGCUGUCGCUCAGAUGGAAAAGAGUUUGAUGAACUACUCACCCAAUACAGAGAACUCCGAGUUAACAGCGUUGCAGCAACAGUUGACUACGUUCGCUCAGGAAAAACGCAAAUUGGCGGACCAGGUUGAAAGUUUGGAGAUGCAAUUGGAACGCCUACGGAUGAACAAUACUCAACUGGCUAGCCAACGUGACACCUCUCGCCAAGAGGUACGUCAACUUCAGGCUGAUUUAUCGCGUGAAAAAGAAUCAAACGAUGUGGCUCAACAGGCUGCUCAAAGCGAAAUAUAUAAACUUACCACAAUCACCACUCAACAAGGAAAACUGAUCAACCACAUGUGCGGUCUGCUACCUCCAGAACAUCGUCAGCUGUCCGUUGCCAUGGGUGAAGUGCGACUCGACUCCGUACCCAGGCGCAGCUUUCUCGAUCCAAAGCGCUCCAGUGUAAAAGUCACCGGUCAUGGUGGACUGAAAACCAGCACCUAUCGGAACCAUAAAUCUGGCUCCCAAGAUUCUGAAUCGGGACACACCAGUGGCGGACCACUAAUUGCAGCUGCUUCUGCCUUCUUCAGUCGUCGUCGUGGGGCAAAGAACGAAAUUGCCUCGGAUAUUGAUGACAAGCUGCCGCGAACAGAAACACUCAUUAAACAACCCAGUCGGUUACAAAAGAUGGUCAGCAAGAGUCGACUUCGGUUCAAGCGGCGCACUGCUGUUCACAGCCCCUUUCAGAAACGUGCGGAGUCUGACUAUGAACCAGAACUUGAUUACGGCGAUGACGAUGAACGUAAUCACAUUUUCACUGAAGACGAAUGUACCCUAGGGUGUUACUCACCCGGCUCUACCGACGAUGGGUUACCCAUUCUCAUUCCUCCGGGAACCCUGGUUCAUGACGCAUCUGACACAGCUGAUAGUUUGUCAAACACGGGCAGCGUUUCAUCCGCGCCAAGCACCACCAGUUCCGCUCCGGUUGGUAACCCGGAUGAUGUGCACAACUCCUGGAGAAGUUCAUUCAGACGUUCGCGCCGAGCCAGGCAACAUGUCGGCUGGGCAGAUCAUAUAAACGCACAAGUAGUACGGAGUCAGUUGAAGCUGUUAAAACAGUUGAGCAAAGUGCUGAGCAAACCGAAAUCCAACGGUACUGGUCGUCCUGAAGCGGAUUCUCGUACAUCUUAA
Echinostoma caproni is the source of this 6885-nucleotide messenger RNA. Lineage: Eukaryota; Metazoa; Platyhelminthes; Trematoda; Plagiorchiida; Echinostomatidae. The record is from the annotation of a GenBank genome assembly.